AUGGGGUCAUUACAUACUAACAUGCUGGCAUGGCAGCAGGCGUUGAAGCAGCAUGGCGGGGACGAGUCAUACCACGAGGUUGUGCCACCAGACGCAGUCGCAUUCGCCCGCUCCACUCACCAAGUGCAACAGGUGGUAACCGCGUGCGCUGCCGCCCGGGUGCCCGUCAUUCCCUAUGGCGCCGGCACCUCUUUGGAAGGCCACGUGGCGGCGCUCUGUGGGGGGGUCUCCAUUGACCUGUCGCAGAUGAACGAGGUGGUGGAGGUACAUGCAGAGGACAUGGACUGCAGGGUGCAGGCAGGGGUGACACGUCAGCAGCUCAACUACCAUCUGUACGACUCGGGUCUCUUCUUCCCCGUUGGCCCAGGCUCGGAAUGCACCAUAGGGGGCAUGACAGCAACAAGAGCAUCAGGCACCAAUGCUGUCCGGUAUGCCAUUAUCAUCCCAUGA
Molecule: messenger RNA, 450 nt
Organism: Closterium sp. Naga37s-1
Lineage: Eukaryota; Viridiplantae; Streptophyta; Zygnematophyceae; Desmidiales; Closteriaceae
Source: the annotation of a GenBank genome assembly